UGUGUGCUUGGUGCAGGUGAAGAUGGAGAUCAAGCCAUUCAUGAUCGAGAUCUGGAGUGGCUGAUGGUGUCUGAUGUGAUAGUAGCUGAGGUGACACAACCGUCUUUAGGAGUCGGUUAUGAGCUCGGCCGAGCUGUGGCACUCAACAAAAGGGUUUUCUGUCUCUUCAGACCUUCUUCUGGAAAAGUGCUGUCUGCCAUGAUCAGAGGAGCAUCCACAAACUCGCUCUUCCAAGUCCAGGACUACACAGAGGAUGAAGUCGAGAGUAUCUUGGAGAAAUAUUUUGAUACUAUUGCCAAGAAUUGAUGAGAACAUUUCAGCAAAUCUUAACAGAUAAGCACAACUUCUAUAUGCUUCUCCUCUCAUUUUAGAAAGUCAGUAGGACUGUCUUCCAUUGGUGGGCAUUUUAUAUUACAUUUUCAGUGAAAAUGUAAAUUAAGCGGUGUAUUGUUACUUACAUGUGAAUAAAUCUUUUUCAGCUAAACACUGGUGUUACACUGGGUAAUGUACAGAAAAUAA
Sinocyclocheilus grahami is the source of this 519-nucleotide messenger RNA. RefSeq names its product 2'-deoxynucleoside 5'-phosphate N-hydrolase 1 (gene dnph1). Gene Ontology annotation, molecular function: 5-hydroxymethyl-dUMP N-hydrolase activity. NCBI's taxonomy places the organism in Eukaryota, Metazoa, Chordata, Actinopteri, Cypriniformes, Cyprinidae. The record is from RefSeq and is a predicted model, not a curated record. Gene Ontology annotation, cellular component: nucleus. The annotation marks the transcript as partial. Gene Ontology annotation, biological process: deoxyribonucleoside monophosphate catabolic process. The transcript is spliced from 3 exons.